AACGGUUUCAACCCUUUCCACCCCUCAAAAUACAGACCACCUCCAGUCAUUGCUUUCUGUUCCUUGCAAGCGAUAAUUAAAGCCACCUCCAUCGAUCGCCUUCCCUUCCCUUCCACUCAACUCCAUCUUCCCCAGUACUACUAUAUAUAACUGGGCAAACGGAAAUUGAUUAGGAUCGACCAGAGAAGAGCAAGCCGGCCGGCAUUAAUUAAUGGAUAUUAAGAUCGAGAAUCACGAUGAUUAUCAUCGUCAUCAUGAUGAAGUUCCUCUCUUGCAGGGACAGAAGUCUAAUAAAUCCAUGUCGGAGGGCGAAGACAAGACGCUGAUACAGAGAGCCAUCAGCCGGACCUUUCAGAGCACGGCUCAUCUCGCCAACCUCCUGCCCACCGGCUCCGUUCUCGCCUUCCAGCUGCUGGCGCCCAUCUUCACCAACCAGGGCGAUUGCGACCCGGUCAGUCGGGUUUUGACGGCCGGGCUGAUAUCGGUGUGCGGGUUGUCGUGUUUCCUGCUGAGCUUCACCGACAGCUUCAAGGACAAGAACCGUAACGUCUGCUAUGGCUUCGCCACAGUCCGGGGCCUGUGGGUGAUCGACGGCUCGGCGAGCUUGCCGCCGGGGGAGGCGGCGAAGUACAGGCUGAGGUUCAUAGACUUCCUGCAUGCUUUGAUGUCGAUUCAGGUGUUUGCGGCAGUGGCGCUGUUUGAUCAGAAUGUGGUGAGCUGCUUCUUUCCGGCGCCGUCGCCGGAGGUCAGGGAGGUCCUCACUAAGCUGCCGGUUGGGAUUGGGGUCAUUUGCAGUAUGCUAUUUGUUGUUUUCCCGACCAAACGGCAUGGAAUUGGCUUCCCCCUCAGCACUGAUGACAUCUGAAACUCUCUCUUCCUUUUUCCCGAUCAAAUUGUUCUUCAAUCCUCUCAAGAAAAUGCUGUUUUUACUAUGACUUGUCUGCAAUUUUUAUUUUUUUGGGUUGGUUUACUACAAAAUGAUAAUAGUUCCAAGUCUCAAAUUAAGAGUUUAAUCUUAAUAUUUUGUUUUGACAUAAGUGUUUAUAAAAAUGCGACAAGUUAUUUUAGGAGUAUUUAAAUUCACAAAAUGU
Molecule: messenger RNA, 1091 nt
Organism: Diospyros lotus (date-plum)
Lineage: Eukaryota; Viridiplantae; Streptophyta; Magnoliopsida; Ericales; Ebenaceae
Product: protein DMP6-like
Exons: 2
Coding region: 212-865 (217 amino acids)
Biological process (GO): endomembrane system organization
Source: RefSeq, a predicted model, not a curated record